This is a messenger RNA of Neoarthrinium moseri, 1131 nucleotides long. RefSeq lists its product as uncharacterized. The record is from RefSeq and is a predicted model, not a curated record. The transcript is spliced from 3 exons. Gene Ontology annotation, cellular component: plasma membrane. Lineage: Eukaryota; Fungi; Ascomycota; Sordariomycetes; Amphisphaeriales; Apiosporaceae. Gene Ontology annotation, biological process: intracellular protein localization. The coding region runs from base 1 to 1131 and encodes 376 amino acids.
AUGGCCUUCUCAGGACACAAUCCGCCUGAGCCGUUGGCGCCCAGUCCAACCCCGGUCCCAGACAUGUAUCGGAACCGCCUGCCCACGCUGUUCGAGGUCCUGAGUCGCCGCACUCACCCUCCCGUUGAUUUGUUCUCCUUCUACAUCUACAUGCGAGACCAGCAGCGGUCUGUGGACUACCUGGACUUCUGGCUCGACGUCGCCCAGCACAUGUCGCUGUGCCGCCAUUUUGUACGAGAACUCCGCAGAUCUGUAUUGGUUGGGACGCCGGACCUUGAGAAGGAUGACAAGUCGAAGCGGUCUUCCAUGGCCCUGGAAGCCAUGGGCGACUUGGGCGGCUCCACGGCCGGCCCCUCGCACUUUGCAACCGAGAAGGAGAGAGACCAGAACGCCCAGAUGUCGGCCUACCUCCGCGAGCAGCCUGCGACACCUGGCCUGCACCACGACUCCCCUGCUAGCAGUCAGGAGCGUCGAACCCGUGCCAGCACCCAGCUCAGCACCCCCCGCCACAUGACCACCGACUCUAAUUCACCCGCCCACGCUGUUGCUAGAGAGGAUAUCCGGGCGAGCGCCGAGAAGAUCCUGUACACCUUCCUGCUGCCCGGUGCUGAACGUGAGAUCACCCUGCCAGGCUCGAUCACCCAGGACAUCACAAUUGCCAUUGAACAGGAUGGACGUGAUGACCCUGAGGUGUUUGACGUGGCUAAGGACUAUGUCUUCCAGGCGAUGGAGCGUGAUGCUUUCCCUGGUUUCCUGCGGGCCCGCGCCCUGGGUAACUUGAUCCCGCCCACCAUCGUCGCUAGGCUGAUUGUCGGCCUGAUUGCCAUGUUUGGAGGCUUCUGGACGGCAUUCAUUCUCAUCUUCCUAGACCGAUCAAGAACCACUCGGUGCUGGGUGAUAUUGCCUUUCACGAUUGGCGUUUACCUGCUUGCCUCCUACCAGUACUCCUUGGAUCCGAUUAUGGCUCUCCUCGGCUAUACCGAGUACACGACUUUCCACCUCUCACGUAUCCGAGAACCGUAUGUCCGCAAGCUGCUUAUCAAGCGCUCCUUCAUGGUCAUCGCUGCGACGGUUCUCAUCGACGCUGCCUUGUGUGUGCUGUUCAUCCUCGUCCCAGGCAAACGACUGUAG